This is a messenger RNA of Protopolystoma xenopodis, 240 nucleotides long. Lineage: Eukaryota; Metazoa; Platyhelminthes; Monogenea; Polystomatidea; Polystomatidae. The record is from the annotation of a GenBank genome assembly.
AUGCGUAGGUCUGUCCCAUCAGUUUCUCGCUAUUCAGCGACAGAACAGACGACAGCUCAGCGUGUACAGUGGACCUGCUCUCAACUCGAUUGUCACGCUUCGAAGGCACUUGUUCCUGGGCUUCUGCUGAAGCCAUCUUUCACCGAAAUGGAAGGUCCAAUAGCAUUAUUCAUCAUUCCCACAUACUUCAAAGACGACCAGAGCAAAAUAGCAGAUUUGGACCGACCCUCUUUCCUGUAA